CGAUCUGGGAAUCGCGUGGGCUGAAAGUAACGACCUCAUUCUCUUCUUUUAUUAAUCUUUCGAUACCUAACCUACGUAAUCCAUCACAAUGGAGGAGGAAGUUGCUGCCCUCGUUAUCGACAAUGGUUCGGGUAUGUGCAAAGCCGGUUUCGCCGGUGAUGAUGCUCCCCGAGCUGUUUUCCCAUCCAUUGUCGGUCGUCCCCGUCACCAUGGUAUCAUGAUUGGUAUGGGUCAGAAGGACUCGUAUGUCGGUGAUGAAGCACAGUCGAAGCGUGGUAUCCUAACACUGCGAUACCCCAUCGAGCACGGUGUUGUCACCAACUGGGAUGACAUGGAAAAGAUCUGGCAUCACACCUUCUACAACGAGCUGCGUGUGGCUCCUGAGGAGCACCCCGUCCUGCUCACUGAGGCCCCUAUCAACCCUAAGUCCAAUCGUGAGAAGAUGACCCAGAUUGUCUUCGAGACCUUCAACGCCCCCGCUUUCUACGUCUCUAUCCAGGCCGUUCUGUCCCUGUACGCUUCCGGUCGUACCACCGGUAUCGUGCUGGAUUCUGGUGAUGGUGUUACCCACGUUGUCCCUAUCUACGAAGGUUUCGCCCUUCCUCACGCCAUUGCCCGUGUCGAUAUGGCUGGUCGUGAUUUGACCGACUACCUAAUGAAGAUCCUGGCUGAGCGUGGAUACACCUUCUCUACCACCGCCGAACGAGAAAUCGUCCGAGACAUCAAGGAGAAGCUGUGCUACGUCGCCCUUGACUUCGAGCAGGAGAUCCAGACUGCUGCCCAGAGCUCCAGCUUGGAGAAAUCCUACGAGCUUCCUGACGGUCAGGUCAUUACUAUUGGUAAUGAGCGAUUCCGUGCUCCUGAAGCUCUGUUCCAGCCUUCUGUUCUCGGUCUCGAAAGCGGUGGUAUCCACGUUACCACUUUCAACUCCAUCAUGAAGUGUGAUGUCGAUGUCCGAAAGGAUCUCUACGGAAACAUCGUCAUGUCUGGUGGUACCACUAUGUACCCUGGUCUCUCCGACCGUAUGCAGAAGGAGAUCACUGCUCUUGCACCUUCUUCCAUGAAGGUCAAGAUCAUUGCUCCCCCAGAGCGAAAGUACUCCGUCUGGAUCGGUGGUUCUAUUUUGGCUUCUCUGUCUACCUUCCAGCAAAUGUGGAUCUCUAAGCAGGAGUACGAUGAGAGCGGUCCCUCGAUCGUUCAUCGCAAGUGCUUCUAAGGUAUUAUUAAGCCAAUUCGCUCCAUUUAUAGCCAUUCUAGUAUCUAACUCUAUACCAGCUUCUUAAACACCACGUGUCCGAUAACUUCUCACGAGCCUACGAUGUUCCCAACCGGAGCAUGAGCCAUGCGCAGCUCCUACCGUUGCGAAUGUAUCCCUGUCGAGACUCGUAUCUACAAAAGGUUCUGAUAGUGGUCCGGAGAUUAGGGCUGUAUUACUCCAAGAGAAAAGAGAAUAUGAGGUGCUUUACUUUUUAGGAGGCUU
Messenger RNA from Annulohypoxylon maeteangense, 1480 nucleotides. RefSeq lists its product as uncharacterized. The transcript has 6 exons. The record is from RefSeq and is a predicted model, not a curated record. Lineage: Eukaryota; Fungi; Ascomycota; Sordariomycetes; Xylariales; Hypoxylaceae. Bases 89 to 1216 code for a protein of 375 amino acids.